ACGAAGACAAAAAUAAAUUGUAUUUAUAAUGAUCUAACACUAUUUUCCGCGUAGUAUGAUAAGUGACAGCAAACAGAACACAAAGCAAAGAUAAAAAUGAAGAGUUUUCUGUUCGCCUGCUGCAUCUUCCUGGCUGUCUGCUCCAAGGCAUUCGGCACACAAUGUAAUGUGAACCCGGUGACGAUCCCGAAGACGUGGAUCACCAUGUCGGCCGGGUGCCGCGAGAGCGUCCGCCGCCAGAUCCAGACAGAGGUGUCCGCCUCCGUUCAGUACCUGGCCAUGGGCGCUCACUUCUCCAGGGAUAAUAUCAACCGCCCCGGCUUCGCCAAGCUGUUCUUCGACGCCAGCUCCGAGGAGAGGGAACACGCGAUGAAGCUGAUCGAGUACCUGCUGAUGAGAGGAGAGCUGACCACCAACGUCACCUCCCUCAUCACUAUUAGGGAGCCGGCGGUGACCAGCUGGCCGAGCGGUCAGGCGGCGCUGGAGCAGGCGCUGAAGAUGGAGACGGAGGUGACGGCCGCCAUCAAGAACGUGAUCAUCAAGUGCGAGAACGACCGCGACAACAGCGGACACACCAACAACGACUACCACCUGGUGGACUAUCUGACUGGCGACUUCCUGGAGGAGCAGUACAAGGGACAGCGCGACCUCGCCGGCAAGGCCUCCACACUUAAGAAGAUGAUGGACCGCCACUCCUCGCUCGGGGAGUUCAUCUUCGACAAGAAACUCCUUGGCAUCGACAUAUAAAUUGUCAAUUAGUAGUACAAAAGUAUUCGGUCUCGCUUCAAACUUGCUGCGGUGCCGCGAUUUGGUAACUUACCAUGGCCUUCUCGAAUCAAAAGACCAUCUAAGAUCAUUUCUCCACUAUGGAAUCGCAGUAUCGCGCCUAGAAUUGAGUCCCAAAAUAUUAUUAAGUUUAAAACCCUAUUAGUAUAGAACCGACACUGUUUAUAAAGAACAUUGUAAUUUUUAUGUUUUAUUACAUUGUAAUCACUA
Molecule: messenger RNA, 996 nt
Organism: Aricia agestis (brown argus)
Lineage: Eukaryota; Metazoa; Arthropoda; Insecta; Lepidoptera; Lycaenidae
Gene: Fer1HCH
Product: ferritin subunit
Exons: 6
Coding region: 97-747 (216 amino acids)
Biological process (GO): intracellular iron ion homeostasis; iron ion transport
Cellular component (GO): cytoplasm
Molecular function (GO): ferrous iron binding; ferric iron binding
Source: RefSeq, a predicted model, not a curated record